Molecule: messenger RNA, 5422 nt
Organism: Spodoptera frugiperda (fall armyworm)
Lineage: Eukaryota; Metazoa; Arthropoda; Insecta; Lepidoptera; Noctuidae
Product: GTP-binding protein Di-Ras2
Exons: 4
Coding region: 278-907 (209 amino acids)
Biological process (GO): signal transduction
Cellular component (GO): plasma membrane
Molecular function (GO): GTPase activity; GTP binding; GDP binding
Source: RefSeq, a predicted model, not a curated record
GUAAUCGUAUCUGUGGGCUGUAUGUCUACUGUCUAUAGAAUUUGUAUUGGUUUGCUUGCUUUUUGCAGUGGGGCGUUGUAAAUCAAAAGCAUUGUAAAAAAUCUAUGAAAAGAUGGGAAAUUAGCAUGGGAGUAAAUAUUGUUACAUACUGGACCCAAUAAUUACUAACCUGAAAACUGUUGUUGUAUUUAAGAUGUUUUAAAGUUAUAACAGCACUGUAAUCAGUAUCUGGCAUUUCAAAUUGGUUCCAAAGGAUAUCUACUGCUAAAAUUAAGUAAUGCCGGAGCAAAGUAAUGAUUAUCGUGUUGUAGUUUUUGGUGCGGGUGGUGUCGGUAAAAGUUCCCUUGUGUUACGAUUCGUAAAAGGGACAUUCAGAGAAUCCUACAUACCAACGAUCGAGGAUACCUAUAGACAGGUAAUAAGCAGCAACAAGACAAUAUGCACAUUACAAAUAACUGAUACAACAGGAUCACAUCAGUUCCCUGCUAUGCAAAGAUUAUCAAUCAGUAAGGGACAUGCAUUUAUAUUGGUUUAUUCUGUGAGCAGUCGACAGUCAUUAGAGGAACUCAAGCCAAUAUGGCAAACUAUAAAAGAGAUUAAGGGCACAGAGCUUCCAAAUAUACCUGUGAUGCUGGCAGGCAACAAAUGUGAUGAAAGUCCAGAGAUAAGAGAAGUAUCCGCAUCAGAAGGACAGGCCCAGGCUCAAACUUGGGGCAUUUCAUUCAUGGAAACUUCAGCUAAAACAAACCACAAUGUUACCCAACUUUUCCAGGAACUAUUGAAUAUGGAAAAGAACAGAAAUGUAUCACUUCAAGUUGAUGGGAAAGGCAAGAAAAAGAAAGAUAAAGCAACCAAAGACGGUGGAGAAGCUUCUGCAAGUGGAAGAGAGAAGUGCCGAAUCAUGUAAAUAUAAAAAGAACUCCAAUAUUAUCUAACCCCACCAAUUGUAUAACAAUAAUUCCUAGUCAUUUUGAUCCUAGUCAUUAAAUCCAUGACCCAACCACAUUAUUUACCAAAGCUAGAAUAUAAGUAUUGCCCAUAUUUGCAUUUAACGGCAACAAGUAGAAUAAUAAUUACAAUGCCUUUUAAAUAAUAUUAGUUCCCAUUGUGAUGGAGCUUAGAAGUCAUUGAAAACCUACAUAUUUUGCUAAUUGUUAGCUAUUAAUAAUUUAAUAAUGACUGACAUGACAAAGACGGGAGAAAUAUUCCAUAUAUUGUUAGUGUGAAAAUACAACGAAAUUAAGUCUUUUAGGACUUACUGUUAUUGAAUUAUACAUACUGAGCUGUUAUAUAAAACAAUAUUGCCUAUGAAACACUUUCAUAUAGUGACAAGCAUUGUAUAUUUUAAGUAUAGUUAUGUAUUAUUAUGAGAAAUCAUUUUGUAAAACAUUCCAUAUACAAAAUAAGGACCAUAAGACAGGUUUCAGUGUAAUUUACAAUUUGUUUAAAAGUUUAUUUGUUCCAAAAAUAUGUGGUGACAUAUAAAAUGAAAUGUAUAAAUUGAUACUUACAUUAGAAGAUGGGUAAUGUCAUUAUGAGAAGUUAUGUCAGUGCCAAAUAGUAGAAUUCUGUACAAAAAUUGUCAUCAAGGUCAGAAUGAUGUAAACAUAAAAAUGCAUGUAUGAUGUUGAUUGGAGACAUAAAUUUAAAAUACUGCCAAAAUGGCCAAAUUGAGUUUAUCUUUAGAUAGAUCACUAGAAGCAUUUAGUUUCAGAAGACUAUUUUGUAAUUAAAAUUGAAACAGCUAGAAUAAGGGUUCUAUUUCAUUGGGAAAACAAUGACACCAUGGUCAUAUGGCCAGUCAGGAAACGGUGUGUCUAGAGCCACCUGUGAGCCUACUCUUAAAUCCAUUUCUGAUCAAUGGACAUUGAUAUUCUGACAUUUCGUAUGAACGAAUGUUACGUUGAGUUACAACACUAGUGCAAUAUUCCAUUAAAUAUUGUAUUCAGAUUUUAAUGGAUAGGCUUGAUUGAAAUUAGCUUUAAGGGUAAGCCUGUAGGUAGGUGUUUAGAGAGCAACCAAAAUAUAACAAGAAGUUUCCCUGUGGGUGAUACGGUGAUUCAUUUUGUGUGAUGUAUGACCUUGUCACUUUACCAUGGUGGCCUAUUGAAAUAGGACUCUUAUAACCAUCCAAGUAAUUAAGCUGUAGCUGUAGCCUAUUUAAAUAUGCAAUUUAAAGUACAAUAAUAUAAUAAACAGGUACCUUACCUUACACUCUUGAUAUUUGCGUCUGUGGAGUCAAAUAGAGGUGAAUUAUACAACACUUGGUUAGUUAUAUUCUUAUGUACAGGUCAUGUGGAACAUUAGCACCUAAAUAGGAAGAAACGCUCAUAUGCACUUGACUAAUAAUAACAUACCAUUGACUUCAUUAGAGUUGGGGUAGGUACUUAGCUUAUAUAUAGGAGCUGAGGUAGAAAUAAUCUUAUUUGCUAGAAUGAAACUCAUGUUCAACUAUGACAGGACUAUGAUUAAAUAAAGAAUAAUAUUAAGCACUGUAUUAAAAUAUUCGACAAUAUAUAGCUACUUAUACUUAGGUAGGUACUGUAGCAAUCAGGAAUAAUGAUCUCGCGAUGACAUUAUCGAUUUUAAGUGCGAAAAUUAUUUGUUAUUAUUGUUCAUGGUUAAACAUUUAUCUAGAAUUUAUAAUACUUAAACGUAGCUGUCGCUAGUUAUAGAAUGCACUUUAUUUAAUAUCACUCACAUAUCCAGUUAUAUAGAUUUGUCCAUGAAAUAUAAGUAUUUAGUCGAUUAUCACUGUACAAAUUUAAUAUAUUUUAAAAUAUUCUGUAUGCAUAUGAAGUGUUAAGUGGCUAUAAUGCUGGGCUGACAUAACUGGAACCUGAGUGAAGCUACACUUCAAUUCCAUCCUCUUUUUAUAAUAGUAGUAAUAUUCAAAUAUAACCACUUCGGGAAAAUGUCUGUUGCGGUAGUUAGAAAAUAAAGCAAGAAGAAGGAAGCAAGUCUGGGGAACAAAAGAUAUUUUUUUCAAUGAAUAAUAACGCAACAAUAAUUUUCGCAACCGCCAUCGUUACCUGGCAGCAAUAAAUGUAAAAGAACUUGCGGACUGAAUACGGGGUUACCGGGGUUUCGGCUCGAAAAGCAGGAGUAGGAACGGGGUGGUUUUUCGUCAGUAAGACACUCCCUCUCGCCUCGACCAAGGUGGGAGAAGUAAUAGGAUGAUUUUCCCCCCUUAAAAAAAGCUGACGUUUUAGGUCAGCUCAGGUCCACCGUCAGCUUUAAAACUAGGCUUCAAAGGGAUUUUGAAGUGUAGCUCCACGCUUAGGUAAAGUUUGUAGUCAGUCAUGUCAUGUUUAAUUUUUAAGUACUUAUGUAAAAUAUUUUAAUUUCAUUCCAAAUAUUAUUUAUAAAAUUGAUAGAAAAAUGUUACUAUACCGUGAGGGUAAAUUGAUCGGCAGACUUGAUUGUUUCGAUAUCAGUACUAUUUAAGAUUAUAAUUAAUAUUUACAUUCUGUUUAAUAUACUAAUUUCUAAAGACAUUUGAAUAUUAUGCACAUAAGUUGAUAAUGUAUUUGCACGUUUUAAUUAUGAAUAUUUGCUUAUUGGCAGAAUCUAUAAAAUAUUGUAUUUAUAGAGGUAAAAUUGUUAAACACUGAAUUGUUAUAGCUGGACCAAAGUUGUUUCAUGUUGAUUGACGUAAGUUAACAGUGUAGUAGUUGUAUUCUAUCUUUUAUACUCUUCGUAUUUUCGUCUAUCCUUAUUUCUUUAGAUUUUUAUGUGCAUUCUAUAUGUCUAAACUUUGUGAGUCUUGUCUUGCUACUUUAUCCCAUUCAGAAUCGUCUAAUCUGCAGUAAAAUGGCUUAAAUGAUACGCAAAAACCAUUCGAAAAUACUCCUAGUUUACAUUUCUAUCUUAAACUUAUUUUUUGGUUUGUUAUUUGUUAUAAUCAAUCUACCAAUUUAUUACAGCUACAUAACAAAAUAGGUGCAUUGCUGUCAGCAACUAACUGCAAUUUGUUAACAGAGUUAGUAAUAUGUUGGUCUGAUUGGAACAUUUGCCAUUGUACAUGUUUCCGUAUGUAUUUAUUGCUGAUGCACUUUAAACAAUCAGUCUUUCUCUGUGUGAAUCUGAAGAUUAUUCAUAUCACACUAUUCACAUGCGAUUGAUUAGUGUACCUAAGAACAUAGUUUUGACUUUUGUAUCCACGGAUUUUUAUUCUUUAACCCGUGCGUGUAAUUCGAAUAUCAAUGUCGCUUAAUUUUGAAUCGCAAAAUCAGUACAAAUGUAAAGCAAAGGAAACAUGUUACAUAUUCCUCUCUAUCGGAGGGCGUCAUGGCGUCUCCGGUUCGCGGUCUAUAUCCUGUACCUAUUUAUAUUCUGGCUAAUUGAUUACCUACAUUAUCUCAUCCUCUCUUACGGUAAAUAAUUACUUUUAAAUAGCACGAGUAUUGAUCUAGGAAUUGUAGUUCUGGUAGCUAGAUUUUAGUGGAAAUAUAUAAUCAACGAAGGAUCAACAUUAAAAUUAUAAUCAGAAAUAGUGUUUUAUAUUGUAAAGGUGUAUAGAGUGAACGAGUCAAAAAUGUGAGUCGAUUCAUCCAGUAGGUAGUGUCUAGGAGACUCGAUGGUUAAUUUAUGAUACAGGAGUUCAUUAUGAUAUAAUAGCACACGCUUUAAAUUAGGAUGACGUAAUAUCGGAUUAUAUUAUAGAUUUUUUUAUAUACAAGUUUCUACUUAAUAUUUACUGCAAACUUUACAUUCCGUUUCUUAUCACAUCAUUACUAUCUUCUCUGCUCUUUUCCUUAAUAUCUUCGAAAAUGGUGCCCAAUGUAUGACACGGCAAUAAUAAUAUAGGAAGUAGGUAAUAGGAUAAUUAUCAGCAUCCUUUUGCAAUCUUAACAGUUUUAUAUCUAGAAAAGUAUAGAAAUCAAAAAUUUACUAGAAAUAUUAACGACUACUAAGAACUUAGUUGAAGCUUUUGUUCUGCUGUUUUCUCGAACAAACAUUUGACGAUUUCUUAAAAACAAAUUAAUUAGUAGAGUAAUUUUUUCUAGUCGUCCAUCUAUGAGAGUUACCUAAUUAAUAUUUACCUGGUUGCAUUACUAAUAGGGUAGUUGGAUAGAGGCGCCUCGUUUGAUCACGGUUGAUGUUUGCUCAGGGUGGGUCAGAGUUUGUUGAUAAUGUUGUAAGCAAUCUGACCUGUCUUGACGGAGGGCGAAUGUUGUAGUUGUAUUGUAUAUAAUUAUUGUUUUUUUUUUCAAUGUUAUGUAUACCGAGGUUGCGAAUGUUUGUUGACCAAUAGCAGUGUAGGUGUAAGCGUCUAUUUAAAAUCAGGACUAGAAUUUGCUUAAAUCUUCAUAAUACCGUAAAUAAUUAUUUAUGCUUAUAUGUUCCCAAUUAUGUAUUAAAUUGAUCUUGUUUGUAACACUUCUCACUAAGGCAUCACGAAAAUAAAAUAUGAAAAAUA